UAUAACACAGCAGCAACUCAGUUUGUUUAAAAGGGUUUUGAUAUUUUAAAUUAUUUAAAGAAUAUUUAGGAUUCGAUAAAAAACUACACAUAUAUAUAUAUAUAUGAAUUGCAUUCUUGAUUUUUCGACUUUGUACAUUACUAAGAGCUGAGGUGAGAUCAGAUCUGCCGGUCAAGAUCGGACGGCCCAGAUCGCCACCCCGUCUUUGUCUGUCUCAAUCCCACCGUCCAUUUUUUUAACCACUGUCAAAAGUAAAAGUGUGCAUACAUAGAUGGAUAGAUAGAUCCACCUCUAUUUAGCAAAACCCAGUUGUGGGUUGUUUACCGUAACCACCACAAAACGACAAAAUUGCAAAUUCUUGAAUUUAUUACACUAUGUCAGCAAAAUCGAUUGCAAAACUGGAAGGCUACGUGGCAGUUAGCAAAGCACUACCAGUUCACCGAUUGAUUCUUGCCGACUCCAUGGACCUCAACUCCAGAUUGUAUCCGUAUAAAACCAACGGUACAGAUUCACCCAGGAAUCAAACUCCCGGGCGCUCCCAAGAAUCACGCCCUACUUCAAGCCCUCUAUUAAUUUCACGCCAUGGUUUCAUCAACCAAAAGUUUCCCCACCGUCUCCUCCUCCACCUCCGCCGCCGGCGCCGCCGUAAGAAAGGAACAUGAGAUGGUGGGCCUAAGCGUAAUCCUAGAAACCUGCAAUGAUCAGACAGACAAGAGAAGCCCACAAAUUAUCAGAAAGGGUUCAAUGAUAAAACCACCCUCCCCGAUCCCCCCAUCGUCCAUUUUCAGUGGCUUUUCGAGGUCAAGAACUCCGUUGAAUCUCUCCACUUGUUUCCUCUGUAAGCAAAAACUCUUGCCCGAAAAAGACAUCUACAUGUACAAAGGGGAUAAGGCAUUCUGCAGUGAAGACUGCAGGUGCAGACAGAUUUUCAUGGAUGAAGAAGAAGCCACCUCUUCCACGAGCGGUUGUACCCUAGAGUACAACUGCUCCAUUGCUUCUGCAAAUGCUUCUCCUCCACCUUCAACUUCUAGGGCUUGUAAAGGGUCAAGAAAUCGACGUAAUGCCUUCGUUUUCUGAUCUUUGUUUGGAGAAAAAUAGGAGUUUUGCGAUUUCCAUGUUGGUUGGGAAAUGGAGCCGUACAAUUCUUGGAAGAAUAAGAGGUUGUCUUAGCCACGUUGGCAGACACUCAUAUAUUUCAUAUUUAGACCAUCUGUAGUUACUUUUUAUUGUCGAUCUUGCAACUUGGGUAUCAUCGAAUACAUACAGUUUUGACAUUCCCAGAAUGU
Molecule: messenger RNA, 1286 nt
Organism: Andrographis paniculata
Lineage: Eukaryota; Viridiplantae; Streptophyta; Magnoliopsida; Lamiales; Acanthaceae
Product: FCS-Like Zinc finger 15-like
Exons: 2
Coding region: 583-1077 (164 amino acids)
Source: RefSeq, a predicted model, not a curated record